CGGCGCUGAACGGGACCGCGCGUAAACAAACAGGAGCCGACGCAGCGGGACCGAGGACCCGGAGCCGGAGACGUGAAACCGGAGAGACGAUUGAAGAAAACCAAAAAAGAAGAAGAAGAAGAAGCAGACAACUAGCCAGGGAGGAGGAGUAGAAAGGGGAUUUGAGUUUCUGUGUUGUGAAUGAGCACGUGUCCUCCGACAGUGUGACUGAGCAGAAAAGGCGGAGCGUCGCUGUAUUUGGGGGCCGACCUUCGCAUCACACUUACCGAUGAUGGAGAGGAGGAGGAUGGACGCAGCUCUGCUGGUGCUGUUCCUGGUGCGCCUCGCCACAGCGCUGGAGGUCCCAUUAGACCUGCCGCAGCCACCGACCAUAACUCGCCAAUCCCCCAAGGAUUACAUCAUCGACCCACGAGAGAACAUUAUAAUCCAGUGCGAGGCGAAGGGCAAGCCUCCCCCCAGUUUCUCCUGGACCAGAAAUGGGACCCACUUUGACAUCGACGAAGACCCCAACGUGACCCUGAAGCCCCACUCUGGGACCCUGGAGGUGGACAUCAGCAGAGUGAAGGCCCAGCAGUACGAGUCUGUGUACCAGUGCACGGCGAGGAACAAACAUGGAACCGCCGUUUCCAACAACAUCGUCGUACAGCAGUCCCGGUCCCCCUUGUGGUCGAAGGAGAACGUCAAGGCAUUGGUCGUUCAGGAGGGCGUGUCCUUGGUGCUGCCGUGUCGACCCCCUGCUGGCCUGCCUCCUCCCAUCAUAUUCUGGAUGGACAAUAACUUCCAGAGGCUGCCGCAGAGCAGGAGGGUGUCCCAGUCCCUGAACGGAGACCUUUACUUCUCCAACGUGCUCCGAGAGGAUUCCAGGAACGACUACAUCUGCUACGCCCGCUUCCCGUACACACAAACCAUCCAGCAGAAACAACCCAUUACCGUCAAGGUCCUGAACCUGGAUGCAAUCAAUGACACAAUGGCAGCUUUUUACAAUGACACUGAUUUAUUUAGUGAAGAACCAGCAGAUGAGAGGAAGCCGACCUUCCUCAUCCCAUCUGGCCCCACCAGCUCCAAGAUGGUGUUGAGAGGACAGGUGCUGGAGUUGGAGUGCAUUGCCGAAGGACUGCACACCCCGGAUGUAUCUUGGACCAAAGUGAGCGGCGACCUCCCAGCCAAGCGAACAUCUUUCCUGCAGUACCAGAAGACUUUGCGCAUCGUGGACGCGUCGGAAUCAGACGCGGGAGAUUACCGCUGCACCGCCCGGAACCAGCUGGGCUCGGUGCACCACACCAUCCACGUCACGGUCAAAGCUGCUCCAUAUUGGAUCAGCGGCGCGCCCAAGAACCUCAUCUUGGCUCCGGGAGAGAGCGGUGUGCUGACCUGCAGGGCCAGCGGCACGCCCAAGCCCUCCGUCUCCUGGGCCAUGAACGGCAUCCCCAUCGAGAAUUCCCCCAAGGACCUCAGCAGAAAGGUGGAGGACGACACCAUCAUCUUCACUGAUGUGCAGACCGGAGCCAGCGCCGUCUACCAGUGUAACGUCUCCAACGACUACGGGUACCUGCUGUCCAACGCGUUCGUCAAUGUGCUCUCGGAGACCCCCAGAGUGCUGACUGCAGCCAACAAAGUUUACCAGGUCAUCAAAAAUCACCGGGCCUUGCUCGACUGCGAUUCCUUCGCGUCACCCAUCCCUAAAAUUACUUGGUUCAAAGACAGCCGGUCCAGUACCCUCGACGGAGACCCUUACAUCCUGCACGACAAUGGGACUCUGGAGAUCCACGUAGCUCAAGAUCACAACAGUGGCAGAUACACAUGCGUGGCCCGAAACAGCCUCGGUAUCAACGAGAACCACAUCUAUCUGGAGGUCAAAGACCCAACUCGCAUCCUGAAGCAGCCGGAGCACAAAGUGGUCCAGGUGGGCAGGUCUGUGGUGUUUGAGUGCAAAGUGAAACACGACCCCUCGCUCAUCCCCACCAUGACCUGGCUCAAAGACGACGGAGAGCUGCCCGAUGACGAGAGAUUAAUCGUCGACUCUGACAGCCUCACCAUCACCGAUGUGACAGAGAACGAUGCGGGCGUGUACACCUGCGUCAUGAACACCACUCUGGACCACGACUCAGCCAGCGCUGAGCUCACUGUUGUCGAGCGGCCCGACUCCCCGACUGACCUGGAGCUGACAGACCACAAGAAGAGAAGUGUUCAGCUCACUUGGAUCCCCGGGGAUGAACACAACAGCCCUAUUCAGAAAUUUCUGAUCCAGUAUCAAAACUCGCUGCACCACCGAGGUCACUGGCAUAAUCUCACCGAGGUCGCCGGCAACAGGACGACAGCGCACCUCAAGCUGUCGCCCUACGUCCACUACACCUUCAGAGUGUUGGCCCUCAACGCCGUGGAGUUCAGCCGGCCCAGCAUCCCCUCCAGAGGGCUUAAGACAGAACCGGCAGCUCCGGACGAGAACCCAACAGGUGUCAAGGGAUCUGGAACAGAACAUGAUAAUCUUGUGAUCUCAUGGAAGCCGCUGUCAGGCCUCCAGUCGAACGGCCCAGGGCUUCACUACAGAGUGAUGUGGAGGCAGAAGGUGGUGGACAGCGAAUGGACCAGAGUGACCGUGGCGAACAACUCCAAGUUCGUUGUGUCUGGAACGCCCACAUUUGUUCCUUAUGAGCUCAAAGUGCAGGCAGUGAACGACUAUGGAGCGGGACCUGACCCCGCUAUCGCCCACGGCCACUCGGGGGAGGACUUGCCAGUAGCAGCUCCAGAUAAUGUGAAGGUCAUGUGGAUAAAUAGCACUCUGGCAGAGGUACACUGGGAUCCUGUGCCCUCUAAAUUCAUACGAGGACAUCUCGAAGGAUAUAAGGUGUACUACUGGAGAAAGCACAGCCUCCACAAGCACAACCCCGAUCUUGUGGAGAACCAGGUCCUGAUCCUCAGUGGGAAGCACACCCACAGAAAGCUGCCCGGCCUCCACCCCUUCAGUGUCUACUCCUUAAAUGUCAGGGUGUAUAACGGCAAGGGAAAGGGCCCCCCCAGCGCCGAACUGCAGUUCAACACGCCGGAAGGAGUGCCGGGUGCUCCUUCACACCUGCUCGUCACCAACCCCAGCCUGGACUCUCUGACCCUUGAAUGGAGUCCUCCUCACGACCGUAACGGACGCAUCACUGGCUACACCCUCAAAUAUCAGCCAGUCGUCAAUAACUCCAAUGAGCUGGGCCCAGUGGAGGAGCUGGCGCUGCCCGCCAAUGAGUCCUCAGUCACUUUGCUGAACCUCAAGUACAGCACGCGCUACAAGUUUUAUUUGAAUGCAAAAACAGUCAGGGGAGCAGGCCUGGUCGUUUCUCAGGAAGCCGUCACCGUCAUCGAUGAAGCUCUAAUAUCACGGCAUGGCGUGGAUGUGGGCGCAGGAAACACGCAAACCCCUCAUCCCAUUGCACCGUCUCCUCCACAAGGUCCGCCCGACAAGGGUAUAGACACUGCUGCGAUCUUAGUCCACGACUGUACAUCGCAGCCCGUGAGUCCUUUCGGGAACGUUAGCUCCUCGUCUGGAGAAGACGGGAUGCUGAUCAGUUGGGAGUACUGGGGCCCCGAGCAAAACGUUUAUGUAGAAUACAAAGAGAACAGUGAAGGCGAAGAGGAGUGGCAGAAAAAGCUUGUGAACGGCAGUCAGAAUGUUGUGCUGAAGGGCUUAAAGGGGGGCCUCUCCUAUAGCGUGCGCUUGGUGGCCAAAGGUCACCACGACCAGCUGCCUCACCUCUCUGAGGAGCUGUUGGUCUCGGUCCCAGCUGUGGCGAGCAGACAGGUGGACAUCGCCACUCAGGGAUGGUUCAUCGGCCUCAUGUGUGCCAUCGCUCUGCUCAUCCUGAUCCUCCUCAUCAUCUGCUUCAUCCAGAGGAAUAAGGGAGGAAAGUACCCAGUCAAAGAGAAGGAGGACGCACACACAGACCCAGAGUUCCAGCCAAUGAAAGAUGAAGACUGUACUUUUGGGGAAUACAGUGACAAUGAGGACCAUAAACCGUUAAAAGGGAGCCGCACGCCGUCUAACGGGACAGUUAAGAGAGGCAACAGUGACGACAGUUUAGUUGACUACGGGGAAGGAGGAGACGGCCAGUUCAACGAGGAUGGCUCGUUUAUCGGCCAGUAUAGUGGAAAGAGCGCCAGCAGGGAGACUGCCGAGGGCCACGAGAGCUCGGAGGCCCCGUCCCCUAUUAACGCCAUGAACUCCCUGCACUCGUUCGUGUAGCCGGUCGGGCCUCGCAGGCCGCCACGCCCUCUCCACCCACACAAGUCUCUGAGUGGGCUGACGCAGCACUGCAUGGCUUUGUGAUCACGUCUCCAUCCCCCGGUGUUAUGAAACACACACACCUUGUCUAAGACGUCUUUACGGAGGGGCUCGGAGACCUGUGGCUCAGUAUACCUCACGCAGCAUUUAGGAAUGAAGUCGCUCAAUUCCAUUGGACCACGCAUGAAACACCUGAUAUGACCCAAAUCCAUAUUUAAAUUAACACUUUGAGAGUAACAAGUGCAGCUUUCUUACCGGAAACCUCUUACGGACUAUGCAGUGCUCGUCUCAACUACAUCUGAUUAUGUUAUUGGUUAUUAUAUUAUCUACUAUGUUCAAAUAGUAUGCAGUCUCUAAAGUAUCCUAUUACUCCAUGUUAUUUUUUUUUCAUCAAACACAGAAGCUUGGACUGGAAUCUGUAUUUAAUGUCAUUCCUUCAUGUAAUUCCAUCAGUGCACAAGGAAGAUGUACGGUAUAUAUAUAUAUAAAUAAUAUAUAUAUAUAUAAAUAAAAAGAACUCUGUAAACUGAAUAUUGGGAGCAGUGCACAAAGCAUGCCUGAGAUCUCUGCAUUGAUCCUCAUCCGUCACCACUCUGUUAAAUGAUCCCACUGCACCUGAUGAGGAGGACGCUGAAAUGCUGCAUGGCGUGUCAUGUGACCUUGUGACCUUUGCCCUGCAUGUGACCUCUUGUUAUUGAGCUUGAUCCAAAGGCCAAUGGGAAAUGCUCCUUCAGCAGUAGUAGUGCCUUUUCUUCCAAGCGUCAAUUCAAUUCGGGAGUCUCUUCCCAGAGUCCAGAGACUGGAACCGAGACAGUAGUCGGACCGCGGAGGUCACAUCCAAGAAGGAUCCGAUAAGCUUGAGAAGAGGACUCUGCGGAGGGAGGAAUAAUUCAUAUGCUCUUGUUAUCUUGUUUUGUAAAGAUGUCCCGAUGCCUUGAGUCACAGGACAGGCUUCCAUUCCUCCAAGAAGCUAAGCACACGUCAAUCGGAUCAGAAUAAAACUUCUCUCGGAUCCCGUCUGGGCGUUCCUGAAGCCUGCAGUCAUUAUGCACAGAACCUGAUUGUAUUACUGCAGUGUGUGAAUUUAAUGAUAUCUGUUUGUGUGUGAAUACUACACACUAUUCAAUUCCUUUAAGGCAAAGAUCGUUCACUUGUACUAACUACACUUGAGGGCCUUCGGAUGGAAUCAAGACUUCUUUUCUCUUAACUUGCAUCAAGUUUUCUUUUCUUUCUUUUUCAUGACGUGUGGAAUAUCUGUUGAAUUUGUAAAUACCUUCAUUGGUUGUACAGGGACGAGCAGCUUGUAGGGCAGCCGAAGAGUCAAUAUUGUGCAUGAUAUGGUUUGACUUGUUGAUAGGACUGUAUUAAAUAUAGAGUACUUGUAGAAAAUAUAUUCUUCUUUUUUUUUGCUGUGCACAGUGUAAAUUGUAUUGUAACUAACUGGACAGAAAAUUGCAUCUACAUUUGAAUUUUGGUAGUUUUCUGAUUUGCUUGUCAGCGGAAUAUAUGACUUUGGUAUUGUACAACAUGUAGUAUUUAGCAACAAUAUUAAUAAUAUUAUUCUGAUCCCACUAUACUGCCAAACAAUGCUCUUUUCUGACAGUAUUGCAAAUGGUUUUAUAUUUAAGAAACAGAUUUGUACUAACGGAUACUUUCUUUGUCUCUAUUUAAGUUUCUCUUUUUAGUGCAAGUAUGAAAUUCAAGCUACUGUAAAUAUAAUGAAUGAAUAAAUAAUGAUCUGCUUUAA
This is a messenger RNA of Pseudoliparis swirei, 6011 nucleotides long. Its product is annotated as neuronal cell adhesion molecule-like. Gene Ontology annotation, molecular function: cell-cell adhesion mediator activity. The transcript is spliced from 31 exons. Gene Ontology annotation, biological process: brain development; cell-cell adhesion. NCBI's taxonomy places the organism in Eukaryota, Metazoa, Chordata, Actinopteri, Perciformes, Liparidae. The record is from RefSeq and is a predicted model, not a curated record. Bases 269 to 4225 code for a protein of 1318 amino acids.